AUGGCUGCAAGAUUUUUAAGAGAUUUUGAACCGCAACAUGCUCGUCGAAUACUAGAUGAGUUAGCACCAUCACAAAAAAUGCGAAAACCAAUUGAAAAUUUUGACGAUAUACCGGUUGUUUCACUUGAAGAAAUAGUUGAGCCAUUACUUUCACUUGUUCCCAAUAUCAAAGAAAUGGUAUCGAAAGCAAAAGAGAAAUGUGAUAAAACAAAAGAUAGUUUAACAACUGACGAAUCUGCUUCAAUCAUGUUGUAUUCAGUAGAAUGGAAACUAAGAGAAAAUCCUUUUUUAUAUUACAUUAAAUAA
Molecule: messenger RNA, 306 nt
Organism: Adineta steineri
Lineage: Eukaryota; Metazoa; Rotifera; Eurotatoria; Adinetida; Adinetidae
Source: the annotation of a GenBank genome assembly